AGUUCUCCUGCGUUACUUUAAUUCUCUCACGUUGGUCGCUUACCAUCGCAUCGAGCAACCUCGACAAUUAGACCGCAGCAUUUCGUCCAGUCGCACUUUCGACACCAAAAUCGUCGCCCAAGAUGGCCGUCCUUAGGCACCUACCCAGCAAGCACAACCCUCUCAUGAUUGACGAUAUCCCUCCCUAUAAUGAGCUCGUGUCGCGUCGCCGUCUCGGCCAGACCCAAUUGACCGCGAAGAUGGUCGCGGCGGGCGCCGCCGGGGAUAUCGACCCUUCUAGCCUAGGAGUUUUUGAUUACGCGCACCUACGGGCUCCUCUACCGAAAGGUAUCAACUCGGGCAUCUUCAAGUCUUCGCCAAACUCGUACUUCCUCAUGCGUCGCAGUCAGGAUGGGUUCGUCUCUGCCACCGGCAUGUUUAAAGCGACCUUCCCUUAUGCUGAGGCGGCGGAGGAAGAAAUGGAGCGCAAGUAUAUCAAGUCAUUGCCCACAACGAGCCACGAAGAGACUGCUGGCAACGUUUGGAUCUCCCCGGAGCAGGCUUUGGUUCUGGCUGAGGAGUACCGCAUCACUACCUGGAUUCGCGCGCUCCUCGACUCGGCCGACAUAGCCAUCACCAACAAUUCGGAAAACCCGCCCAAGAGAAUUGCCGCUCCGCCGAAAUUUGAGACUUCCCUGCCGACACAGCCUGUUCUCGCGCCGCCGACUCCCUCAUCGCUCCCGCGUAGCACACGAGCCCGCCGCUCGGCCAGUCCUGCGAAGAAACGAGCUAUCGCGUCUCCACGAAAACGGUCGACGAAAGUACCCGCAUCCCAAUUCUCCCCCACAGAAGUCCCAUCUCUGAAAGAAGAAACGGAGUCUAUGGCAAAUGGCUUUAAGACCGACGAAGAUGCUGCGUCUACGGCUGCUACCGAGGAGAUACCAACCAAGACUGUCGAGAAGGAGGCCCUAGGGGUCUUUGCGUCGACCGAGGAAGAACCUGAGGUACAAAUCAGGGUUGGCCAGGAGGUCGAGUUCCACGGCGACGUCGCGACGACACAAAACACCGUUGAGGCGGAACUUGCUUACAGCGAGCUACCUAAUUCUGAGGACACCGCUCGGAUGAUCGAGGAGGCGGAAGAGAUGGUGAGGAAUGUUGCCGCUGAGACUUCCGCCCCGUCGUCGUCGAGCAAGAAAGGCAAGCGGAAGGCGGAUGAUAUCGCGGGUAAUGAAGAGGAGGAAGGCAAAGAGAAGGCUGACGAGGUUCCGGAGGAGCCACGGUCAAAGAAAGCCAAGACAGAAAAGACAGAGGUACAAUUGAGAAAGGAGCGUGUCAGAAACCGGGCAUUGGUUGGUCUCAGCGCGACACUCGCAGUUGGGUAAGUUAUUCCAGUCCCGUAAGUUGCUGUGCCACGAGCUAAUUAUCUCCGCCAGCGCUCUGAUCCCAUACGUUAUGGGCGUGUUUUAGGCCAUAAACGGCCUAGUUGCCUGUAUCGUCGCUGUUCAGUGUUUUUGAUUUGGUUUUUUCUUCUCGGUUAGCUAGUAUUUAUCACUCUGCUCGACCAUUUGUGACGAGUCUAGGUGGUAUCGAUGGGUUUUGCGCUCGCUCGGAGA
Durotheca rogersii is the source of this 1592-nucleotide messenger RNA. RefSeq lists its product as uncharacterized. Bases 123 to 1361 code for a protein of 412 amino acids. The transcript has 2 exons. Gene Ontology annotation, molecular function: DNA binding. Gene Ontology annotation, cellular component: nuclear membrane complex Bqt3-Bqt4. NCBI's taxonomy places the organism in Eukaryota, Fungi, Ascomycota, Sordariomycetes, Xylariales, Xylariaceae. The record is from RefSeq and is a predicted model, not a curated record. Gene Ontology annotation, biological process: mitotic telomere tethering at nuclear periphery; meiotic attachment of telomere to nuclear envelope.